Molecule: messenger RNA, 4329 nt
Organism: Thyridium curvatum
Lineage: Eukaryota; Fungi; Ascomycota; Sordariomycetes; Thyridiales; Thyridiaceae
Exons: 2
Coding region: 1-4329 (1442 amino acids)
Biological process (GO): mitotic DNA replication checkpoint signaling; activation of protein kinase activity; mitotic G2 DNA damage checkpoint signaling
Molecular function (GO): anaphase-promoting complex binding
Source: RefSeq, a predicted model, not a curated record
AUGGCCUCCUCUCGAUCACCUUCCCCCGGCGAGGGCAGCAGCUCGCCACCCGGCACGCCGCUGACGCCUCGAUCGAAGCUCAAGGCCCUCUUUGCCGACAUGAGCGCCAGCUCAGAUGACGACGCGAGCCCAACACGCAAACAAUCCCGGCCCUCGAGCAUCAAGGCCGGCCAGUCUCCCACCGUACGACGGAAUACCCCUACCUUUACAAAGUCACCUGUUCGUGAUGACGAUGAGAGCUCAGAGGAAGAGGUGGUACGGCCUCGUGGCCGCCUCGCGUCUCGGAUGCAGGCUCAAGACGCUGUCCAGCAACACCAAGAGGAAUCGGAGCCAGAAGCCCGUCCCGAGGACGCGCGGGAACGCGUCAAGAGGAUGCUGGCAAAGGCUGCCGAACCACAAAAGACUGGCGAGAAGGACGGCAACAGUGACGCCGACAUGGCCAGCGGCGAGGAAGACGACGAAGUGGUCACGUUCCGACAGCACCGGAGGCUCAAGCAGAAGAGCCGACGGAGCCCGACACCCGCCAGCAAGACCGCUACUCCUCAGCGCGAGGACUCACCAGGGAUGUUCGUGUCGCCAACCAAGGAACCAUCCCCUCUUCCGUCUAUUGCCGAUGGCGAGGCUUCGGACAGCGAUGCCGACCUCCCACCCGCCAGUACCAAGAACCACCGCUUCAUGGCUCUGGUAGCCAAGAAGCGCGAGGAGCUGCGGGCCAAGGAGGCCGAGGAGGAGCGCAAGCGCGAAGCCCGACUGGCCCGGCAGGCGGAGGAGGACGAGCAGCUCAUGGACGACGGCGAGAGCUCCGACAUCACCGACGACGAGGGCGGCCGCAAGCUGACGCAGGAAGCCUCCGGCAGCCGGCCCGCGGCGCGCAAGGCCAGCAAGAAGGCGCUCGAGGAAAUGAACCGCGAGACGCAGCGCAUGAGCCGCAGCCUGCAGCUCGCGCACGAGGCCAAGACGCGCAAGAAGAUCACCAAGGCGUCGCUCUUUGAGCGGUUCAACUUCAAGCCCGCGGGGUACACUGCCCCUGCACCGCCGGCCGAGGAAAAGCAUGCUGCCAGCUCGAGCCGGCCUGGCACUCCCGCGUCUGACGUGGAGAUGAAGGACGCCGACACGCCCCCUAGCUCGCCUCCUGUAGUGGGCAAGGAGCCUGUAGGCCCUGGAGAAGCUAAGGAGGUCAGUGCAUUACAGGCGGUUUCUGAGGCCAUUCCAGCGGGAACCAACACCAACGACGAUGACGACGAAGCCUUGCCUACACUGGACGACGUGCUCGCACAAGCGUACUCGUCACAGCCAAAGCCGCUUGACAAGGGUAAAGGCAAGGCUGUCGACGUCGAAAUCCCACCACAGCCGCAUGAAACCAAGCCUGCAGCCCACAAACGCCAAUUUCGCGUCAAGCUCCCGCAACUAGAGGCCAACCUCGUCACAAUCGCCUCGGACGAAGAAGACGAGCUCGUCAUCACGAAACCCAAGAAGAGCAAGAUUGACGCAAUUUUCGACCGCGUACCCGCCAAGCGAGAGACCGAGUCCCGAUCAAUGCAGGCCCUUCGCUACCUCGCACAGGUCGAUGGCUCGCCGGGCCGGAAGGCCUCCCACGGCGCCCGUCGCGGCGCCGCCAAGGAGAAGGAGUCCAUGACCGUUGCCGAGCUGCAGGCUGCCCUGCAGCAGCGAGCCCGCGAGCAGGCCAAGCUUGAGCGCGACCGCCGGCUCGAGAUGCUCAAGGCCAAGGGCGUCCACGUCCAGACGACCGAGGAGCGCGAGCAGGAGAUGAACGAGAUUGAAGACAUUGUCGCUCGUGCCCGUAGGGAGGCCGAGGAGAUCAUGCAGCGCGAGAGAGAAGCCGCAAAGGCGGAGAAGCGGGCCAACGGCGAGGAGGGCGCUGCGGCCGAUCCGCUGGCGUGGGACGACAGCGACGCUAGCGAUGAUGAGGAGUAUCGUGAGGAGCCGUCCGAGAUUGAACUCUCCGGCUCUGAGGAGGACGAGGAGAUGGCCGAGAAACGUGCUGGCUUGAUCGAUGAGGCAGCCGAGUCCGCAGAUGAGUCUGAGGAUGGGGAGGCCGAGACUGUCGAGCAAGAUGCCAAGGCUGCAGACUCUGACGAGGAGAUGGUCGAGCUUCCCACGCGCAAGGCUCGUCGCAACAAACUCGCCGCCAUUCUAUCAGAUGAUGACGAUGAGGAAGUCCAGCCUUCUGAAGCCAAAACGCCCAAGCCCAAGACUAGCUUUUUCAAGUCACCCUCGGCAAACCAGACGACAGAUUCACCACAUGUGCCGACCUCGGUGCUCCGGUCGGCUACCAAGACUUUUAUUCCUGGCCUGCCUGUCACGAACGGAGAUCCGGCUGGCCUGGGCCUGACGCAAAUCUUCGCCGGAACCAUGGACGACAGCCAAGCCAGUGCGAUGAUGGGCUCGCCUUCGCAGCCGAUGCCUACGUUCGAGCCCAAGCCUACCUUUGACAGCUUCCCAGACUCCAACUUCUCGCAGACGGUGCCCGACGGAGCAGAUAUGAUCCUCAACAGUCAGCCUACGCAGAAGGAGACGCAGGGCGAGGAAUCUCAGGGCGUGCAGAUCCAAUUUACUCAGUCACAGAUGCACGGCUUCGACAGCCUCUUGAGGGAGCAAGACGCCACGCAAACGUCGGACUUCCUCGUGCUCACCCAGGACGGUGGCUUCCAGAACUACUCACCCCUGAAGCAGCGCUUCGUCGAGCCGCCCCCGUCUACCAUCGAGACUGUCGCCGUGGACCCCAGUCAGCAGCCUGACCCCUCUCAGCACGAAUCCUCGCCCCUGAUGCACAAGAAGGGCAAGCUGCGCCGCAAGAUCCAGAUGGCCGCCGUCCCCGAGUCCGACGAGGAGAUGGAGCCGACCGAGGCUCUGCAGCCCGAGGAGGAAGAGGACGAGUUCGGCUUCGGCACGACGACGACGACGACCGCCUUUAGCGUCAUGAAGGACGCGGCCGCGGCCGCCGAGGAGAAGAAGAAGCGCAAGGCGCUCGAGGCGUUCAGCAAGAAGAAGAGCAAGGCCAAGGACAUGGUCGAGGACCAGGCCGAGGAGUCGGAGGACGAGUACGCCGGCCUGGGCGGCGCCGACGGCGAGGACAGCGACGACGAGUCGACGGCGUCGGUCAAGGACAUGAUCGACGACGAGACCAAGGGCAGCCGGGGCGACGACGCCAAGCUCGCGGGGUUCUACGCGGAUCGCGAGCGCGCCAGCGACGAGAAGCAGGUCGAGAAGCUGUUCCGGGACAUCACGUCGGGCAUGCUGCGGCGCAAGCGCGCGGCGGGCGCCGACUUUGACGGCCUGUCGGACGAGGACGACGGCGGCGAGGCGCGCCGGCGCAUGAAGAGGCGCCAGUUCCAGAAGAUGCAGCGCGCGCUCUUCGCCGACGAGCGCGUGUCCAAGGUCGCCGAGAACCCGCGCAACUCGGCCUUUUUGCGCACCAUCGAGGACCGCGGCAGCGACGACGAGGACAUGGACUUCCUGUUUGAGCAGCCGUCCGUCGGUGGUGGUGGCGGCGGUGGUGGUGUGGACAGCCAGAGGAGCAGCGACGGCGAGUCGCAGCAGGUCGUGGCCAUCCCGGACAGCCAGCCGUCGGCGUCGACUUCUGCCGCUGCCUCUGCACCGGCGCGCCGCGCCAAGGGCAGGGACAAGAGGCCCGCCACGCUGGGCGAGAUCCGCGAGUCGCUGUCCAACCUGCUCGACGACCCAGGCGAGUCCGUGAUCCCGGCCACGGCCACGGAUGACGAGGAGGAGCACGAGAGCAGCGGGGACGAGCGGGAGCGGGAGCGGCUGCUGCCGGCGACGGCGUCGAGCAUGAGCAGCGGUAGCAGCAACAAGGAGAACAGCAACCCCCGCCGCCGGCAGCACGGCGCGGUGGUGGACCGCAUCUCCCUCAAGCGCGCCGGGUCGUCCAGCGUCUCGGCUGCGGGUGGAGGCGGAGCGGCAGGCAGGAUGGCCUUUGCGGCGCCGGCCGCGGCCUCCUCCUCCUCCGCGGGCGGGUUCAGGGUCCCCGCGCUGCUGCGGCGCGCGACGACCAACAACUCGCUGGCCGGCUCUUCGUCGGCCACGUCUGCGCCCGGCGGCGGGUUCGGCGAGGAGGGCCAUAGGGCGGCGCGGAGCAAGGCUUCCUCGUCGACGAAUGGCGGCGGCGCUGCUGGUAGUGGUGGUGGCGGUGCCAAGAAGAAGAGCGGGAUCAACUACUUUGCGCGCGAGAACGAGCGGCGCGCGGCCAUGGCGGAGAAGGAGAAGAGGAGGGAGGCGAGGAAGUGGAAGGGCGCCGAGGGGAGGGGUGCUGUCGUCGGCGGCCUGUUUGGGGCGGGCAAGUUUGAGUAA